Molecule: messenger RNA, 627 nt
Organism: Diversispora eburnea
Lineage: Eukaryota; Fungi; Glomeromycota; Glomeromycetes; Diversisporales; Diversisporaceae
Source: the annotation of a GenBank genome assembly
AUGGAUAAAAAGAGAAAUUCUUUAACAUUUGAAUCAGCAUUAACUUUGUUAAACAAGCAAACUAAAAUUGAAAUAGAAACUAAAGAAACAAAUAAAGAUUUUCAUGAAGAAAUAAAUCAAAAAAAAUAUAAGGCCAAUUCAAUUAAACAAGCAAUUGAUGCUAUUGACCGUUAUCUUCGUAUCCAUUCUCCUAUUUCCCAUAUUAAUUUACAUGACAAACAUAUGUUUCCAGAUUUAAUUAAUGUCCUACAUGGCAGAAUGAAAGACUUGCAAGAACGUGGAUUAGGAGAAGUAACUAGUUCAUUAGCUUUAAAUACUGAACAAAUGCAACAUUCAAAAAUGAACCUGAGAAUCUACUAUACCGAGUUGAAAACUGCUGCUCAAUGUUUACAAGAUAAUAAUAUUUCUGAACAAGCAAUUAUGCAAUUGACAGGACAUAAAAGUGUCGAAGGUGUUAGGGCAUAUAAAAAAAUUAAUGAAGAACAGAAAUCUUAUACAAUGAAUACUUUAAUUAAUAUUACUGAUAAUUCAAAAAAUAAUUCAGAACAUCCUUUACAAGAGAUCUCUUUUAAUUCUUUAAAUAAUAAUUCUCAAACUCCUAUAUUUAAUAAUUGUACUUUCUCAAAU